GAGAAAAGUGCGGCGGCGUAAAAAGUUAACGUGAAAUCAAAACACGUAAAGGGGGUUUGGUAGAAAAGUCCCAACCAAACGCUUUCAGCCUGCGUCAACAAACACUCGACAGUGUGCACUCAACCGCUUGCUUCCUGUCUGUUUCUAGUUCGCGUCCUGAGAUGAAGUUUGAGCUACCUGAGACCUGGGACGAUUCUUCUUCUUGCUCCUCGGGCAGCUCGCCGCGCACUCCCGGAGAUAUAGAUACCCCAUCAACGCCUGCGUAUCCGACUGACUUUGAUGCGCAGUCUGUACCUGUAUUUAUACCCACACAGUCAAGAGCACCGCCGAGCGAGAUAUUAGGGGACAUUACGGUUAUGACCACCGAUGCGGACUACGUGUUGACCGGAUUCGAAACCUUUCGCCCAAAGUACGGACCUGGUAAAGUCUAUGUGGCGCCUGCAUUGAACGAACGCAGCGACGACUCGUUCGUUGAAGGAUCGUUGUGCUUUGUCGCAUCCGACAAGCUGUCGCGGCUAGAUUCCUGGGAGGACGAGGGACGCACGAAUUCGCGCAUGCCAUGUCUUGUCAGUAACAAACUUGGCGACGAACUGAUACUUGCAAAUGUCUAUAUCUGGAAUGGAAAUUCACUGCUGGGAGAGUUCCAGUACAGUUGAAUAUUGCUUUUUAUUGUUUCAGGCGUUACUCUAAGGUGUUUGCUGUGGUCUAAGAGCCAGAGGUCUGUCUCUGUGUCGUGUAUUAUAUGCUUAGCGAGAAUACAGGAUGCGGCCUGCUCGCUGGGCAGGUGGUUGUGCUGGCUUUUCUGUCAUUUCCUGGACAGUUUCUGAUCUCUAUAUAAUGUAUACUUACUCUUCUUCGCUAUAAAUUGAAUUCAUCUCAAAAGUGCAUCCAAUGUAGUCCUCAGUAUGUUCGAGUAGUGCUUGCUUGAUCCAAUCACGUGAUCUGAAUUAAGCUUUGAAGUGUGUGUGACAUCACUGUGCCAGUGCAAGUUCCUACAAG
Myxozyma melibiosi is the source of this 999-nucleotide messenger RNA. RefSeq lists its product as uncharacterized. NCBI's taxonomy places the organism in Eukaryota, Fungi, Ascomycota, Lipomycetes, Lipomycetales, Lipomycetaceae. The transcript has a single exon. The record is from RefSeq and is a predicted model, not a curated record. The coding region runs from base 162 to 656 and encodes 164 amino acids.